GGGAAUCAUCGCUUUCUUUCUUCAAUGUUUUCCUUUUUAGAACUCAGAAACAUAAAUUUACAAAAAUAAUUAGCUAACCAAAGAAGCCAUCAGAAACCCAAAUCUUCCUCUUCAAUGGCGACUCAGAAAGUUUCUGAAUACGAAUUGAAGCGACUCGAAAACAUUCGUCGCAACAACGAAAUGAUUUCCGCACUCAAUUUAAAAGCCAAAGCCUCAGAACUCUUCAAGCGUCCAAGUGCUGUGACCGAAUUGAAAUCGAAGAGACCGAAAACUGAAACCCCUGAUGCUACCAGAUUCUCCCUCCGAAUCAGAGGCGUUACAGCAGAAUCAGAUUCUCUUCCAAUGAAGGAUGCUUACAAAGGCGCACACUCGGAUUGUUCUUUCAUUGAAACCCUAAAACAACAAUCCGAUGGUACUGUGAAAAUUAAGAACGAAACUGGGUGUUCUUUUGAGUUGGAAUCUAUGUCUUUGGAUCCUGAAAAUAUAUCAAAUGUUGUUCCUAGAAGGAUAACUCAAAUGCGGUUUUUCCCUUCCAAUGAUAUAAAGAUGAUUGUAGCGGGUGACACACAUGGGAAUAUUGGGUUCUGGAAAGUUGGACAAAGUGAGGUUUUUUUGUAUCAUCCGCAUGAAACUCUCAUUUCGGGGAUUCUGGUUCAAUCACAUUGCUUGUCAAAGAUAUACACGAGUUGUAAUGAUGGAUUUGUUAGGAUGAUGGAUGCUGAGAAGGAAAGUUUUGAUAGGGUAUAUCAAAGUCGUGGUCAAGCAUGUAUACAUGCUCUCGCGCAACCAAAGAAUGAGGCUAACUGUUUCUAUUUAGCUGAAGGUUCUGGUGGUUUGACUGUUUGGGAUAGUAGGAUGGGAAAAUGUGCCUCUUCGUCCCGCUUACCUUUGCAUCGAUUGAAGAUUAAUACAAUAGAUUUCAACCCUGAAAACCCUCACAUUGCAGUUACUAGUUCAUCGGAUGGAAUUGCAUGUACCUGGGAUUUUAGAUGUAUUGGUGGUCUGCAUGAGGAUAGUGACCUCCGAGCUUUAAGAAGAUUUACUCAUGAAAGAAGAGGCUUGCAAUCUGCCUAUUUCUCUCCUUCGGGAUGUAGCCUUGCGAUCACAACUUCGAACAACACAGUUGUCAUAUACAGUGGAGUAAACUUGGAGGACGCAGCUUUUGUUGAUCAUGAAAGUAGCGGGAAGCUUUAUACUUUCAGGUCAAUAUGGGGUUGGGACGACUCAUACCUCUUCACUGGGAGUACAGAAGGAGGAGUUGCUGUUGUCUCAACAGCUCAAAAGGCAACUGUGAUGACUCUAGAGAGCCCACUCAUAUCUGGAAUUCCAUAUAAAUUUGAUGCACACUCUUACGAAGUUGGGAUGCUAGCAGCGGGUACGAGCGGAGGCCAGGUCUGUGUUUGGACAUCGCGCUAGGACUUUUUAUUGCUCGUUUGGAAUUGCGGUACUGCAACAUAAAUUAUCAAGUCCCCAUGCUUUUUGUACACACCUAGUAUGAAGUUGUAAACUCAAACUUUUGGUUGGCAAUGCGUUUCUUGAAAAUCCCAUUGACAUGAUGCAUUUCAUACUGUAUCAAAGGCAAAAACUUGUUUUGUAGUGUACUGUCUUGCUAUUUGAAUUGGAAAGAGAAAUUGCAGUUAUCCUUUUAA
Molecule: messenger RNA, 1649 nt
Organism: Vicia villosa (hairy vetch)
Lineage: Eukaryota; Viridiplantae; Streptophyta; Magnoliopsida; Fabales; Fabaceae
Exons: 6
Coding region: 115-1416 (433 amino acids)
Biological process (GO): regulation of DNA damage checkpoint
Cellular component (GO): nucleus
Molecular function (GO): DNA binding; protein binding
Source: RefSeq, a predicted model, not a curated record